AUGGUCUUCAAGGUUGCCGACGUUUCUCUCGCUGCUUUCGGGCGCAAGGAGAUCGAGAUCGCCGAGAAUGAAAUGCCUGGCCUCAUGUACAUGCGCCAGAAGUACGGCGCUCAGCAGCCUCUCAAGGGCGCCCGUAUUGCUGGAUGCUUGCACAUGACCAUCCAGACUGCCGUCCUUAUUGAGACCCUGACGGCCCUCGGUGCUGAGGUUACUUGGUCCUCUUGCAACAUCUUCUCCACUCAGGAUCAUGCCGCUGCCGCUAUCGCCGCCACCGGCGUCCCGGUGUUCGCGUGGAAGGGAGAGACUGAGGAGGAGUACCUCUGGUGCAUCGAGCAGUCCCUUGCUGCGUUCCCUGGCGGCCAGCCCCUCAACAUGAUUCUCGACGAUGGAGGUGACCUCACCACCCUCGUCCACGAGAAGUACCCCCAGUACCUCACCGACAUUCGUGGUUUGUCGGAGGAGACUACCACCGGUGUCCACCACCUCUACAAGAUGUUCCGUGAUGGCAAGCUCAAGGUCCCCGCCAUCAACGUUAACGACUCCGUCACCAAGUCCAAGUUUGACAACUACUAUGGCUGCCGCGAGUCUCUCGUCGACGGUAUCAAGCGUGCUACCGACGUCAUGCUCGCCGGCAAGGUCGCUGUCGUUGCUGGCUUCGGUGAUGUCGGCAAGGGCUGCGCCGAGUCCCUCCGUUCGUACGGCGCCCGUGUCCUCGUCACCGAAAUCGACCCCAUCAAUGCUCUCCAGGCGGCGAUGGCUGGCUAUGAGGUCUGCACGAUGGAGGAUGCCGCCCCAAGGGCCAACGUCUUCGUCACUACCACCGGUAACCGCGACAUCAUUACUGCGAAGCACUUCGAGGUCAUGCCCGAGGAUGCCAUUGUCUCGAACAUUGGCCACUUCGAUGUUGAAAUCGACGUUGCCUGGUUGAAGGCGAACGCCAAGCAGGGCGUGAACGUCAAGCCCCAGGUCGACCGCUACACGAUGGCUAGCGGCCGCCACAUCAUCCUUCUAGCGGAGGGCCGUCUCGUUAACCUUGGUUGUGCCACCGGUCACCCGUCUUUCGUCAUGUCGUGCUCGUUCGCGAACCAGGUUCUUGCCCAGAUCGCUCUCUGGACGAACCCCGGCAAGUUCGCACUUGGCGUGCACAUGCUUCCCAAGGAACUCGACGAGGAGGUCGCCCGGGCGCACCUGGCGCAGCUCAACGUCAAGCUCACGGAACUCACGCCCGAGCAAGCGUCGUACCUCGAUAUGCCCGUCAGCGGCCCGUACAAGCCGUCGCACUACCGCUACUAA
Messenger RNA from Epithele typhae, 1293 nucleotides. RefSeq names its product S-adenosyl-L-homocysteine hydrolase. Gene Ontology annotation, cellular component: cytosol. The transcript has 10 exons. Gene Ontology annotation, molecular function: adenosylhomocysteinase activity. Gene Ontology annotation, biological process: L-methionine cycle. NCBI's taxonomy places the organism in Eukaryota, Fungi, Basidiomycota, Agaricomycetes, Polyporales, Epitheliaceae. The record is from RefSeq and is a predicted model, not a curated record. The coding region runs from base 1 to 1293 and encodes 430 amino acids.